GCAACCAAGCAAGGGUGGUGAGAUAUUCCGACGUUUCGGAUCAGCUGAUUGUCAUUUGUGCGUAGAAUGUAAAUCCUGAAGGAGUUCCAAAGUCCUAGUUUUACCUAACAAAUUUCUUCAAAAUGUUCUGCUGUCGUCUCAUAAAGCAUUCAUGCCCCAGCCCCAUACGCUCGCAACAAUACUCGGGCCCUGCGUCAUUGAAAAAACUCGAGGAAAUCCGGGAACGUCUUGCAAGUGGGCCAAGUUUUCAAGAUUUUGUACAAAAUCCUGAUAAUACGCGGGCCGAUUGGAGUUCAUACGAUGGCAAAUUGGCACGCGGCAAAAACGAUCCAGAACGUCUUCGUUUGCCGCCUUGGCUCAAAACGAAAAUCCCGACAGGCGAGAAUUUCAGCAAAAUUAAAUCUCAAUUGCGUGAAUUGAAAUUGGCGACGGUUUGCGAGGAGGCUCGAUGUCCUAAUAUAGGAGAGUGCUGGGGUGGCGGAGAGCAUGGCACGCAAACGGCAACUAUAAUGUUGAUGGGCGACACAUGUACUCGAGGAUGCCGGUUUUGCUCAGUGAAAACAGCCCGAAAUCCGCCACCCUUGAAUCCCGACGAGCCAGUCAGCACCGCCAAGGCGAUAGCUUCAUGGGGAUUGGACUAUAUUGUUCUCACUUCAGUGGAUCGUGACGACUUGUCUGAUGGAGGCGCUGCGCAUAUUGCCGAAACUGUUAAGGAAAUCAAAGAAAGAAAUUCCAAUAUUUUCGUGGAGUGUCUAGUGCCGGACUUUCGUGGAAACACCGACAGCGUUCGAACUGUUGCCCUUUCCGGGCUGGAUGUGUACGCGCAUAACAUAGAAACAGUGGAAUCCCUCACACCAUUCGUACGUGAUCGUCGCGCAAAUUAUCGUCAAACACUGAAGGUUCUAGCCGAGGCUAAAAAUAUCAAUCCAUCACUAAUAACGAAAAGCUCGAUAAUGCUUGGACUGGGCGAGACCGAUCAGCAAAUUGAACAAACAAUGAAAGAUUUACGAGAGGCUGGCGUUGAUUGUUUGACUCUGGGACAAUACAUGCAACCGACGAAACGCCACCUUAAAGUGAAUGAAUAUGUGACGCCGGAGAAAUUCAAACAUUGGGAGCUGAAAGGAAACGAGUUGGGUUUCCUGUACACAGCAAGCGGGCCGUUAGUGAGGAGCUCGUAUAAGGCCGGAGAGUUCUUCAUUACAAGUAUCUUGAAGGAGCGUAAGGCUCAGACUAGUGAAAGUAGUUAAAUGUGAUUCUGAUAGAAGUGUGGAUAAAUUGAUUUGUUAAAUAUAUAUGACGCUGAGGACUGAACUCAA
This is a messenger RNA of Hermetia illucens (black soldier fly), 1316 nucleotides long. RefSeq names its product lipoyl synthase, mitochondrial (gene Las). Gene Ontology annotation, molecular function: lipoate synthase activity; 4 iron, 4 sulfur cluster binding. The record is from RefSeq and is a predicted model, not a curated record. NCBI's taxonomy places the organism in Eukaryota, Metazoa, Arthropoda, Insecta, Diptera, Stratiomyidae. The transcript is spliced from 5 exons. Bases 123 to 1247 code for a protein of 374 amino acids. Gene Ontology annotation, biological process: lipoate biosynthetic process. Gene Ontology annotation, cellular component: mitochondrion.